Molecule: messenger RNA, 1177 nt
Organism: Chaetomium strumarium
Lineage: Eukaryota; Fungi; Ascomycota; Sordariomycetes; Sordariales; Chaetomiaceae
Product: ClpP/crotonase-like domain-containing protein
Exons: 2
Coding region: 275-1156 (293 amino acids)
Biological process (GO): fatty acid beta-oxidation
Cellular component (GO): peroxisomal matrix
Source: RefSeq, a predicted model, not a curated record
GCCGGGGAAAGCGAAGCCGAGGACAAGAACGAGGCUGUGAUGUGAUAUACAGUCCUAGUAGUACGUAGCAUCGACCCUCUUUCUUCAAGGUCAUAUUCCAAAAACGACAGUGAAUCCCGUAUCGCCUCGACAUUUGUGUUCAUUACUCCAGAGAUUCCAUGUGCGCUGUGCGGUCCGACUCCAUUACAUACAUGACCUUGUAACAAACAACACGGCCCCUUAUCACUCCGUCGGUUGUACUUUACACACUUGCUGUGUAGUACAGUAUCCCACAAUGGCCUCCCCGCCAGUUAUCAAGCUCGAAUACAACGGCCGGCUGGCCAUCAUCACGAUUGACAACGAGAAGAAGCUCAACGCGCUCACGCAGAACGACUACUACGACCUCGCCCAGAAACUGCGCGAGGUAGCCACGCACGACGAAGUCUACAUCACGCUUCUCAUCGGCAAAGGCCGGUACUUUUCCGCAGGCGCGGACGUGACAGUCGUACGCCCAACCUUCCCCACCUCCUCCUCCCCCUCCGCUUUCCAGGGGCAAGACAGCGCAAGCCCACCACCCGCAGAACCGUCGGGCCACCGCGUCUUCCUGCAGAACUUCGUCGCCUUCAACCUGAACAUCGCCCAGGCCUUCUACACGCACCCCAAGAUCCUCGUCGUGGGGCUCAACGGGCCGGUGGUGGGGCUCUCCGCCGCCCUUAUUUCUCUAGCCGACUUCAUCUACGCGGCCCCGCACGCCUUCCUGCUCACGCCCUUCAGCUCGCUGGGGCUGGUGACCGAGGGCGUGGCGUCGCGCGCCCUGGUGCAGCGGCUCGGCCUGGCCAAGGCUAACGAGGCGCUGAUCAUGAGCAAGCGCAUCAGCUGCGAGGAGCUGGCCGCUACUGGUUUCGUGAACAAGGUGUUUGCCGAGUGCGGAAGGGGCCCCGGGGAGGAUGAGAAGUUCCGGGCGCUGGUGCUGAGGGAGAUUGAUGAGCGGUUGGGCGAGCAUUUGGUGGGUGAGAGCUUGUUGGGGAUCAAGAAGCUGAUUCGGCAGCCCGAGAGGGAGGUCAUGGAUCGGCAGAAUGUGGCCGAGGUGUUUGGCGGGUUGGAGAGGUUCAUGAGCGGGGUGCCGCAGGAGGAGUUCGCCAAGAUUGCCUCGGGAAAGAAGAGGCAUAAACUCUGAGUGAGGGGUUACGAUGUCUUG